Molecule: messenger RNA, 1041 nt
Organism: Elgaria multicarinata webbii
Lineage: Eukaryota; Metazoa; Chordata; Lepidosauria; Squamata; Anguidae
Gene: HMGN5
Product: high mobility group nucleosome binding domain 5
Exons: 7
Coding region: 61-378 (105 amino acids)
Biological process (GO): chromatin organization
Cellular component (GO): chromatin; nucleus
Molecular function (GO): nucleosomal DNA binding
Source: RefSeq, a predicted model, not a curated record
CUCACAGCCCCGGACCCGUCUCGCGCUCCCCAUUCAUGCAGUUUGGUUGAGUGUUCAGCUAUGCCCAAAAGAAAGGCUGCAGCUGAAGGUGAGGUGAAGGAGGAGCCAAAGAGACGAUCAGCUAGACUAUCUGCUAAACCUGCUCCACCUAAACCAGAGCCCAAACCCAAAAAGGCACCACCUAAGAAAGAAAAAGGAGGAAAUGAUAAGAAAGAGGACAAAAAGGUAGCAGCAAAAGGGAAGAAGGGAGCCAAAGGAAAAGAUGAAACUAAGCAAGAAGAUGCUAAAGAAGAAAACCACUCUGAGAAUGGAGAUACCAAAACUAAUGAGGCACCAGCUGCUGAAGUAUCUGAUGACAAGGAAGCCAAGUCCGAGUAACAAACUUAGCCCUCUUCAUUUCCAUCAUUUGGUAUCCGUACCUCCAUACUGUAUUGUUAAGAGAGGAAUAUUUUUAUCAACUAUUUUAUAAAUGCAGGUUUUUUUAGCAUGAAUUUAAUUAUGGAACAUCUUCAUCUCGGUUACUUGGGACUUAAACAAACAAAACAAAACAGACAAACAAAAAUCAUUGUUUUUAAAAUUUUGUGAUUGUCAUAGUUUGUAUGGUACCUGGAAAGAAUCAGUGGUGGUAGCUAUUGACUUCUGUCAGUAUAUAAUCCCUUUGUGUGUAAGUCAUACAGACUUCAGAUUUUAAUUUCACCCUUGUUAUGUGUUGUACGGUUUCUUAAUGUGGGGAGGUCUCAAAAAAACAAACCACAAAAUAAUUGCGUCAGACAUUCCGGUGGUUCUGUGGGUUGCUUUUAUAAAGAAGGUGAGAUAUUUUCAUGAAAAAUCCUAAGGAGCUGGAAAUCUUGUUGUAUCCCAAAUGUAGUUUUAUUUUGUCACAUUUUGGAGAAUAAUACUUAAAAAGUGUAAUCAUGUUUUUAAAUGAAAUACAAAAAAAAAAAUUCUUUAAAAAAAAAGAAGAGAAGAGCAGGUUGACUGAAUAUACCCACUGUUAGGAAUUUUGCUGGAUUUAUCUUAAUAAAAAAAGACUCCUCAAAA